CCGUCGUUCAAUCUGUCAAAGCUACGAUUUUCCUGCUCUCUCUUUUCCGGCCUUUACGAUUGUUGUGUGAACGCAUUUUUGUUGAGGGCCUAGCUAGCAGAACCCUAUCAAAAUGGUGAAGGGUAAUCAUAUGAUAUCGAAUGGUCACUUCCAUAAAUACUGGCAGCGACAUAUUCGAACCUGGUUUAACCAACCAGCUCGCAAGUAUCGCCGUAGGCAAAAUCGUAUCAAGAAAGCGAAGGCUGUAUUCCCACGUCCAGCUGCCGGACCACUUCGCCCGGUAGUACGUUGCCCGUCUCAACGUUACAACACCAAGAUUCGGGCUGGCCGUGGUUUCACUCUCGCUGAACUUAAGGGCGCUGGACUGACCAAAGGCUUUGCACAAACCGUCGGUAUUGCGGUUGAUCCCCGUCGCCAGAACAAGUCUGUCGAAAGUCGCCAGCAGAACAUCCAGCGGUUGAAGGAAUACCGCAGCAAGCUUAUUUUGUUCCCGAUCCACCCGAAGAAGAAACUGCGCAAGGGUGAAGCCACCGAGGAGGAGCGCAAAUUGGCCACCCAGCUGAAGGGACCAGUGCUGCCAAUCAGGAACGCCAAGCCCAAGGUGGAAUUCCGGGCUAUUACCGAGAAGGAGAAGAAAUUCUCGGCAUUCCACGCCGUACGUCAGGCCCGUCUGCAUGCGCGUCACUUCGGUGCCCGUGCCAAGAAGGCGAAGGAGAAUGCCGAGAACGAAGCCAAUCCGGCCGCAGCCAGCGAGAAGAAGGCCAAGAAGUAGAAUCAAUCGGGCUGUAUAAAAUAUUUUAUUAUUUCCUCUUUUCACGAAAAACAAGCAUAUGGAGAAGUAUAAACGUGUUUGGGAUAAGUUAUUCCAAUUGCUUAAUAAAAA
Malaya genurostris is the source of this 883-nucleotide messenger RNA. It is a transcript of the gene RpL13, whose product is annotated as large ribosomal subunit protein eL13. The record is from RefSeq and is a predicted model, not a curated record. Gene Ontology annotation, biological process: translation. The transcript is spliced from 3 exons. The coding region runs from base 113 to 772 and encodes 219 amino acids. Gene Ontology annotation, molecular function: RNA binding; structural constituent of ribosome. Lineage: Eukaryota; Metazoa; Arthropoda; Insecta; Diptera; Culicidae. Gene Ontology annotation, cellular component: ribosome; cytosolic large ribosomal subunit.